UCAUUUGGAUCCACAACUCAUUAUUCUAUCAUGACGCCAAACUGGAACACACCGAAUAAUUAUAUCUAUAUAUCUAACUUUUAUAGUACUACCAAAAAAAGAAUCUAAAAAACACUUUUCAUUACUGUCUCGUCCUCUCCGCAAAAAUAACAUCCAAAAAGGCUAAUUACAGCGGAUAUGCAGGGGUGCAGGAUUUUCAUUUGAAGGAGAGGCAGGGUACGAGAAAGUAUUGAACUUGUAGAGGGUUACACAGGGUAUUGCUAACAAUGGCUUUCAAGCCAUUGGAUUGGUAUUGCCAGCCAGUGGCAAAUGGUGUGUGGUCGAAGGCUGUGGAAAAUGCCUUUGGAGCUUAUACCCCAUGUGGAACAAACACGCUGGUUAUCUCUGUUUCUCAUCUAGUCCUUUUGGCCUUGUGCUUAUACCGGUUAUGGAAAAUGACGAAAGAUCUCUCAGUCCAAAGGUUCCAAUUGAGAUCAAAUUACUAUAACUACAUGCUGGGUCUUUUAGCUGCUUGUUGCGCUGCUGAGCCCUUGUUUAGAUUGGUCAUGGGAAUGUCAGCCUUGAACGUAGAUGGACAGCCUGGUCUUGCCCCAUACGAGAUAAUUUCUUUGACUAUCGAGGUUCUUGCUUGGUUCUCUAUGCUGGUGAUGACUGUUGUCGAGACAAAGGUAUAUAUCCGUGAGGCCAGGUGGUCUGUUCGGUUUGGAGUAAUAUACAGUUUGGUGGGGGGCGUGGUGAUGCUUAAUCUUAUCCUGACUGUGAGAGAGUACUAUGAUGAAUCAGUACUGUAUUUGUACAUCAGCGAGUUUGCUCUCCAGGUAUUGUUUGGAUUGCUGCUGCUGUUUUAUAUUCCUGAUAUGGAUCCUUAUCCCGGCUACUCUCCACUUCGAAGUGAAUCUUUCGACAACACUGCAUAUGAAGAACUUCCUGACGCAGAGCAGAUUUGUCCUGAGAGGCAUGCCAACAUAUUUUCCAGAAUUACUUUUUCAUGGAUGAAUCCUCUAAUGCAACUUGGUUAUAAAAGACCAUUAACAGAGAAGGAUGUGUGGAAACUGGAUACUUGGGAUCGGACUGAAACUCUAAACAAUUCGUUUCAAAAGAGUUGGGCAGAGGAGUCUCAAAGACCUAAACCAUGGCUUUUAAGAGCUUUAAACCGUAGUCUGGGAGGAAGGUUUUGGUGGGGAGGCUUCUGGAAGAUUGGCAAUGAUGCUUCCCAGUUCAUUGGACCACUUAUUCUAAACCAACUCUUACAGUCUAUGCAACGAGGUGAUCCAGCAUGGAUAGGCUACGUCUAUGCAUUCGCGAUUCUUGUUGGAGUGGUGUUUGGUGUUCUCUGUGAAGCUCAGUAUUUUCAGAAUGUCAUGCGUGUAGGAUUUCGCCUGAGGACUACUUUGAUUGCAGCUGUUUUCCGGAAAUCUUUGAGGUUAACCCAUGAAAGUCGGAAAAGUUUUGCAUCAGGAAAGAUAACCAACUUGAUGACAACAGAUUCCGAAGCACUUCAGCAAAUAUGUCAGUCACUUCAUACUAUUUGGUCAGCUCCUCUUCGGAUUAUUGUUGCUUUGGUUCUUCUUUACCAGCUAUUGGGGGUUGCAGCACUUCUUGGUGCACUUAUGUUGGUUCUUAUGUUUCCAGUACAGACAUUUAUAAUAAGCAAGAUGCAGAGACUGACGAAAGAAGGAUUACAGCGAACAGACAAGAGAAUUGGUCUCAUGAAUGAAAUAUUGGCUGCAAUGGACACAGUCAAAUCUUAUGCAUGGGAGAAUAGUUUCCAGUCCAAGGUUCAGGGUGUUCGGAAUGAGGAACUGACUUGGUAUAGGAAAGCACAAUUACUAGCAGCGUUGAAUAGCUUCAUUUUGAACAGUAUUCCUGUUGUGGUGAUUGUGAUCUCAUUUGGCGUAUUCUCCCUACUCGGAGGAGAUCUAACACCAGCUAGGGCAUUUACAUCUCUAUCCUUGUUCGCGGUGUUGCGUUUUCCACUCUUCAUGCUUCCAAAUAUAAUAACACAGAUUGUUAAUGCAAACGUAUCGUUAAAACGUCUAGAAGAGCUUCUCUUAGCUGAAGAGAGAAUACUUCUUCCCAAUCCACCUCUUGAGCCUGGACUUCCGGCAAUUUCAAUCAAGAAUGGAAGCUUUUCAUGGGAAUCAAAGGCAGAGAAACCAACGUUGUCAAAUAUCAAUUUGGAUAUACCAACUGGUAGUUUAGUAGCUAUUGUUGGAGGCACUGGAGAAGGAAAGACAUCGCUAAUCUCUGCAAUGCUUGGAGAGGUUCCUUCCAUUUCUGAUUCGAUGGUUGUCAUAAGAGGAACAGUUGCUUAUGUACCACAAGUUUCAUGGAUUUUUAAUGCAACAGUACGUGAAAAUAUACUGUUUGGUUCUGCAAUUGACGCUGUAAGGUAUGAUAGGGCCAUCGAUGUGACCGCAUUGCGACAUGACCUUGAAUUGCUUCCGGGUGGUGAUUUCACUGAAAUUGGUGAACGGGGUGUCAAUAUUAGUGGAGGGCAGAAGCAGCGAGUUUCCAUGGCUAGGGCUGUUUAUUCUAAUUCCGAUGUUUGCAUAUUUGACGACCCUUUAAGUGCUUUGGAUGCUGAUGUAGGCCGCCAGGUGUUUGAAAGGUGCAUCAAGGGAGAACUGAAAGGAAAAACCAGAGUUUUAGUCACAAACCAGCUACACUUCCUUUCACAAGUAGACAAAAUCAUACUGGUGCAUGAUGGUAUGGUGAAAGAGGAAGGAACCUUUGAAUAUCUCUCAAAUAACGGGGUACUGUUUCAGAAAUUGAUGGAAAAUGCGGGAAAAAUGGAAGAGUAUACAGAAGAAAAGGAAAAUGAUGACACAAAAAAAUCUUCAGAACUUGUUGUUAAUGGUGAGGCCAAUGGGGUAUCUAAAGAAGUCGGAAAAGAUAAGAAAGAAGGAAAAUCUGUUCUUAUUAAGCAAGAGGAACGAGAAACUGGUGUAGUGAGCUGGAAUGUUCUAAUGAGGUACAAAAAUGCCUUGGGAGGUUCUUGGGUGGUUCUGAUUCUAUUUAUGUGCUAUUUCUUGAUUGAAGCUCUGCGUGUUGGGAGUAGCACAUGGUUAAGUUUUUGGACUGAUCAAAGCAGUUCGACGAGAUAUAGCGCUGGCUUUUACAAUCUGAUUUAUUCACUUUUGUCUCUUGGUCAAGUUAUGGUAACUCUGACGAAUUCAUUUUGGCUGAUCACGUCAAGCCUUUAUGCUGCCAGGAGGUUGCAUGAUGCUAUGCUUAAAUCUAUUUUAAGAGCGCCAAUGGUCUUCUUUCACACAAACCCACUUGGAAGGAUUAUCAAUAGGUUUGCCAAGGAUCUGGGGGACAUAGAUAGAAAUGUUGCACCCUUUGUAAGCAUGUUCCUGGGCCAGGUGUUUCAGCUUAUCUCAACAUUUGUCCUAAUUGGUAUAGUGAGUACCAUGUCUUUAUGGGCAAUAAUGCCAUUGUUGGUCGUUUUCUACGGAGCUUAUUUAUAUUAUCAGAGUACUGCUCGUGAGGUGAAGCGCUUGGAUUCCAUCUCCAGAUCUCCUGUCUAUGCACAAUUUAGUGAAGCACUAAAUGGUCUUGCAACUAUUCGUGCAUAUAAAGCUUAUGAUCGAAUGGCCAACAUCAACGGAAAGUCAGUGGAUAAUAAUAUUAGGUUUACACUUGUGACCAUGAGUGGAAAUCGAUGGCUUGCAAUCCGUCUGGAGACUGUAGGGGGUAUUAUGAUCUGGCUUACUGCAACAUUUGCUGUGGUGCAGAAUGGAAGGGCAGAAAACCAGCAGGCCUUUGCCUCAACAAUGGGUUUGCUUCUCAGUUAUGCCCUAAAUAUCACAAGCCUGUUAACUGCUGUACUGAGACUUGCAAGUUUGGCUGAGAAUAGCUUAAAUGCUGUCGAGCGAGUUGGAACAUAUAUAGAGUUACCAUCAGAAGCUCCAGCCAUAAUUGAGGGCAGCCGUCCUCCCCCUGGAUGGCCUUCAGCAGGAUCCAUUCGAUUUGAGAACGUUGUCUUACGUUACAGGCCUGAACUUCCUCCUGUUCUGCAUGGUAUAUCCUUCACAAUUCCUCCGAGUGACAAAGUCGGAGUAGUUGGCAGGACUGGAGCUGGAAAAUCUAGCAUGUUUAAUGCUUUGUUCCGACUUGUGGAACCUGAAAGUGGAAGGAUCUUAAUUGAUGAUUGUGAUGUUUCAAAGUUUGGACUUACAGAUCUCCGGAAGGUUCUUGGUAUUAUACCGCAAGCACCAGUUUUGUUCUCAGGGACUGUAAGAUUUAACCUUGAUCCGUUCAAUGAGCACAAUGAUGCUGACCUCUGGGAGUCUCUAGAGCGGGCGCACCUAAAGGAUGUUAUCAGGAGGAACUCUUUGGGUCUCGAUGCCGAGGUCUCGGAAGCCGGAGAAAAUUUCAGUGUUGGACAAAGACAGCUUUUAAGUCUUGCUCGAGCUUUGCUUCGCCGGUCAAAGAUUCUUGUUCUUGAUGAAGCAACUGCUGCUGUUGAUGUUAGAACUGAUGCUCUUAUUCAGAAAACCAUACGCGAAGAAUUUAAGUCAUGCACUAUGCUCAUUAUUGCUCACCGUUUGAACACUAUUAUCGACUGUGACAGAAUUCUUCUGCUUGAUUCUGGAAAGCUACUAGAAUAUGAUACCCCGGAAGUAUUGUUACAAAAGGAUGGAAGUGCUUUUUCUAGGAUGGUUCAGAGUACAGGAGCUGCAAAUGCUCAAUACUUACGAAGCUUAGUCUUCGGAGGGGAAGAGGGCAACAGUAUAGCAAGGGACAAGCAGCAGUUAGAUGGGCAAAGGAGAUGGCUUGCCUCUUCACGUUGGGCUGCUGCAGCACAGUUUGCACUUGCUGUUACACUUACUUCAUCCCAAAAUGACCUUGUGCAGUUAGAAAUUGAGGAUGAGGAUAAUAUCCUGAAGAAAACAAAGAAUGCCGUAAUCACUCUGCAGGGAGUAUUAGAGGGUAAGCACGACACAGAAAUCGAAGAGACCCUGGAUCAGUACCAGGUUUCCAGAGACAGAUGGUGGUCUUCUUUGUACAAGAUGGUUGAAGGUCUCGCGAUGAUGAGUAAGCUGGGACGCAAUAGACUUGAUCAAGCAGAUGACUUUGACGAAAAAGCAAUUAACUGGGAUCGCGCUGAGAUGUAGAAGUCUUCCAGUCUGUAGCAAAUUAUGGAAUGGGAGUUUUUACUUGUUUUCAUUAUCCUUCAAUAGUUGUUCUGCCCUCCUAACACUAGUUGUAACACUGAUUUUUUAUCCCAUAAACAAAUUUUGCUGCGCCUCUUCUGAAGAUGAUGAGGAUCAGAUUUUGAUUGUAAAAAUUUAGGAAGUGUGAUUGUGAAUGCAAUCAUCACGGAUACGAGGAAAUGACAUUAGAGUGGCUUUUUGUUAUAAGAGAUUUCCAGGUUCUGUGA
Molecule: messenger RNA, 5389 nt
Organism: Lycium ferocissimum
Lineage: Eukaryota; Viridiplantae; Streptophyta; Magnoliopsida; Solanales; Solanaceae
Product: ABC transporter C family member 2-like
Exons: 28
Coding region: 267-5123 (1618 amino acids)
Biological process (GO): transmembrane transport
Cellular component (GO): membrane
Molecular function (GO): ATP hydrolysis activity; ABC-type transporter activity; ATP binding
Source: RefSeq, a predicted model, not a curated record